ACCCGUCAGCCACAAGAAGUUUGCGUACAUUUCAUUUUUUAUUUUUAUUUACACAAGUAAAAAUGACUCCAUUUUAUUUGAGGUUUGUCUCCGUCUCAGGGAAGCACUGUCGAGAGACGCCAAUCGGCUGUGGCCGAACCGUCGUCGAAUUCUCCCCGUGGCAGCCCGAUCAUGGCGUCGCCGCCGGCGGAUCCGCACCCGAAGAAACGUAGGGUCGCCGACGCCCAGGACCCAAGCUCCUCCUCCAAUCCUGCACCCACGCGGCGUCCUUCCCCUGCUCCGCCUCCUCCCGAAACCCUAGGUGCUGUGGCGUCUUCAACCUCCUCCCCACCUCCGACAGAAACCGCAUCGCUGCCGCCGGAGGGGGUGAGGCUUCAAAAGCUUCGCAACCAAGAGGAGUUGAGAAAUGUCUUCCAGCGCUACAGCCGUAUCCGCAAGUACAUACAGGAGCAUAAAGACGGCGGCCUCACGCCCGAGCUGGAGCAGGACUAUCUCUACCUCAUCUCCGCCUCCCGAGGUUGUGAAAGUGUACAGUGUUUUCUAUCUUUGCCAAUCCCUCGAUUUGCCUCACGCUGUCCUACUGCACUCGAGGCGGCGACUAAAGUUACCAUCAACAUGUACAAUUGCAACAUGGCCACUGUAAAGAGAGGGGAGGAUUUGAAAAGUGUGCCAUACAAGACAGCUAAAGCAUGUAUCAUUGGCUUAACUUACAUAUGCUCUGCAGCAUCUUCUGAAGAACUCAAGUCAUCUGUUAUGAAAGGAAUCUGCUCUGUCGUUUAUAGAACUGUCCUCUCCUUCUUCAUUUCAACCUUGGAGGGGAAGGAUAUCUAUCGUAUGGACUAUACAAAACGUGCAAUGCUUCAGGACCCUGUGACGUUGUUAGACACUUUAAAAUUGGAGUUGGACAAUGCUAAGCAACCAACAAUUGAUAAUUUGUCUGAGCUGGGAGCUAUUUGCUUGCUUUGCACAUUCCUUUUGUUCCCAGAGAAUAUACUAGAAGCCUGUUUUAAGCUGCUUGAUUCUGCAGAAUGUGAUGAUGUAAAAGGAGAAGGGUUAUACCUUUUAAAUCAGCUGACCUGUCAUCUGACCUGUAAUGCUGCAAAUGAUGCUAUGGGUGAUAAGAUCGAUGAGCAGUGUCCUGUGAUGGAAGGAAAUUUGUCCGACACCAAUAAAUUUGUUGAUUCAAAUCCUGUUGUUUCGGAAAAUGCCAUGGAGCCAAAUGAGUGUUACAUCACAAUGGCCAUCUCUAGGCAUCCAUUUCUGAGACGUUGGAUAUUAUCAAGGUACAAGAAAUUAUGUGAUUCCUGUAAACCUGCCGUGGUUUCUGAGGUGUCAUCUUGUUUGAAAGUUUUGGGCUCUUUGUCAGAACCUUCCGAUGAUAAAAGUCACACGGGCAAUGAGUCAUCAGUGCUGGAGAAACUUGAUAACAAUGUCAGAGAAAAUAUGCGACCAGAUGAACUAAUUUCUUCAUCUGAGCAGGGAGCACUUGCAAAAACUGAGAGUGUCGAUAAUUAUGGAAAUAAGUUUUCACAGAAUAAGAAUGUGGACAUGGUUCGUUCUGAUAAUCAGAAAUCUGAUGAGCUCACGGACGCAAAAUUGGAUGACUUCAAAGGAGGAACUGUUGUCUCUGAUGCACAGCAUCAAGGUUCAAGAUCUGAUUUGCUUAUGCCAAAAUCUGUGUAUGAUUCUGCUGGAGGAUCUACAUCACUUACUUCUCCAGGACAACAUUUUGGAAGGGCAAAGCAUUUAUUUUCUGAACCAUUUGAUAUUUAUGGCACUUAUGUUGCGAGGGAUGUGAUUUCAGUUUCAAAGGAACUUUGGGUUGGUUCACUGGGAAAUAGAGCAACUGAGGCACUAGUCAGAUCUAAGUUUGAGGAGUUUGGCCCAUUAGUAAAUUUUUUGUUCUAUCCAUCCAGAAAAUUUUCUUUAGUUGAGUAUAGAAACAUAUUACAUGCUGUGCAUGCAUGUGGAUAUAUGCAGGGUUCAUCUAUUUGGGGCGGUUUUCUUCAAGUAAAGUAUUUAGACAGGCUUAUAGGUAGUAAGGGAGUUAUUCGUGGUAUAGCUAUUGGUGAAAGCCGUCAUGUUUAUGUUGCUAAAGUCAAGAAUAAAAAAGACAAAGAUGAGGUCUUUGAUGAUUUAAAGAUGGCAGGGCUGAAGUGGCCAUCUGGGAUUACUGAUAUUCCUGGAGAAAAUGCUUUGCUUCUUGAAUUCGAGACGGCAGUUGAUGCAGCUACUGCAAAAUUCUAUAUUAGGCACCAAGCUCGUCCAAAUGUUUGUUCCAGGGAUAUGAAUCUACCUGGUCAUCAACUUUUGGUGCAAAAUAUAGACCACUCAGUCCCUGACAUCGACUUAAUCAACGCCUUCUCUCAAUUCGGUGAGGUCAUCAGGUGGCAAAUCAAUAGGGCUGAUAGUAACUGCUUUAUAGUUUAUAGAUCACAAGAUGCUGCUGCCCGUGCGAAAUCACACUUGCAUGGAGCGCGGUUUGGGUUGAAGUCAAUUAGUAUUGAAUCAAGGACAUACAGUGCAGGAUCUGUUCAUGAUAAAACAGUGUCACCUGUUGCUCCGUUGUUAGGCCAGAGUGUUCCUGACAACAGCGUGCGCCAUGAGAUCAGGAAUCCAAUAGUCCCAGGAUAUCAUGCAGGAUAUGCAGCACCAGGGGAUCGACCUAUUUAUGGUCCGCCACCUCCAAAUACAAGCAGAGCUCCACAAGGAAAUUUUCCUUGCCCUCCUGUUUCCACACACCAUGGUUCUGUGAUGCCACCGCCACCUAUUCAAACCUCUUUUGUUCGUCCUAUGUAUCCUGGUCCAGGGAGUCCCUGGGAGAACACUACUCCAAAUCCACCGCCCUUCAGCCACGUUUCUCCUCGCAUGAUGCCUGGAAGUAACUUCCGUGUUAAUCCAGCUUCUCUUCCUUUUGUACCCUCUUGUGUUACCCCUGUUUCACAGCUUCCUGGAGGAUCAGCACAGCAUUCUGAGAAAAUGCCACCAUCACUACCUCUGCCAACUGUAGCUCCCCCACCAUUUACACCUCUAGAUAUGCCACCAACACACCCUCCGCCACUACCUAUUUCCCAGCCACCUUCAGUGCCGCCACCCCCAAAUUCUCCUCCUCCGCAACCUUUUGCUGAUUCGUCUGACUCACAAAAGCCAAGUUCUCAUCCUCAAUGGCAGGGUCCUCUUUUAAAAAGUGGCUUGCAUUACUGCAGAAUCUAUGCAAGCAGAAUAGAGUUGGAUGCCUGCAGAUAUGAAAAUACUGUUUCUGAACCGGCAGAAUGGCCUUCAGCGCUAGAUGUGACAAAGCGCACAGCUUUCCAGCAUGUGAAGACAACUUUCAACAAUACACCGCCUAAUAAGCUUUUGUUGGAUUUCUUGAUGGCUGAUUUGGUGAACAAAAGCUCAUCACUGAACUUGUUGUCUUAUAAACUUUUGGCACCUAAUUCAGCUCACUUUUAUACAAAAAAGAGAGAGUAGAUGGAGCAACAAAUGUAAAGAGCCCUGUCUGAGCUUGUUGUUAAUACUCAAAUAGUGGUAUUGAGAGUUGGGGUUGUAAUAGUUGAACAUGAAGUUUGUAAUGAACAUUAUUCCCUCAAUUCUUAUGUACUAGUAGCUUUGCGCACUGACAAGGUCUUCAAUAUCACAUUUAAUUACUUUUCCUGUAUGUAGAGUAAGGUUUUAAACUAGAACAAAUUAAAAUACUUUUGUUGAAAAAUCCAAGAAUAACAUGUCUUAAGUGUCAAAGUUAAGUGUUUUUGUGUAUAUUACUAUAUUAGUGAUUAAAGCUUCUAAAGUUUGCGUACAUGUAUGCUAAUAUGCUAUAUUGUUAUGUCAACUUUGGUUUGAGAAUACUGGGAAAUGUUAGGCUAUGAGUAUACGAUGAUAUCUGCUCCUAAUAACUUUGUUAUUUUUAAGGCAUGGUGCCUAUUUUCUGAUUUAAGCCAAAUUACUUGGUACACACUGUUCAGUCAAUGUGCUAGCAUAAAGACCAAAUUCUGUAGUUAAUUAUGCCACUAGUUCACCUUUCAAACUUACAGUUUUAGAGUUAUUUAUCACCUAUAAUUACCGGGAGGAUUUAUCUAUUGGUUGAUUUCUUGGAUUAAGCAAGAUUUGAUUUUCUCCUGGGUUUCAUCUUCAAUGGAGUACUGUGUUUUACAUUAGGGAUAAGGAGCCCCGCCCUACUGGUGGCUCAUUGGGUCUCAGCUUAAACAUACUGUAACUUGGUUCGGAGUAAAAGACAUGGUUGUUUUAAACUUUUAAUUGGGAAUUAUUUUAAUAUAUUAAGGGUAGAUGUCAAAAUUUAUAGGAAAAUUCAAUUGUGCUUUCUGAUGUUGGAAAAAUGAUUUCCCCCCACU
Zea mays is the source of this 4349-nucleotide messenger RNA. Its product is annotated as nucleic acid binding. Bases 172 to 3471 code for a protein of 1099 amino acids. Lineage: Eukaryota; Viridiplantae; Streptophyta; Magnoliopsida; Poales; Poaceae. The transcript has 7 exons. Gene Ontology annotation, molecular function: RNA binding; ubiquitin binding. The record is from RefSeq and is a predicted model, not a curated record.